UUGAGAAUCAGAUCGCCAGGUCACGUGCAUCCCAGGGGUUCGGUCAGGCUUAACCGUAUCCGGUUAGCUACCGAGCUAGCUAAACGUUUCCCCCUUGUCCCACCUUGCCCCACCAGGCACCGUAGCGGGGCAACCGACCCAUCAUUCACCUACGGAACCCUCCUGUUACCACCUCUGGGUCCUAUCUUGCCCUGAUAACCUACGAAGCAACUCCCUCCGUUUCCCCUCUCUUUCCACCUAACUCAUCUUCUCCUCCGCGAUAGCCAUGACACACGACGAGAACAUCACUGCCGCCUCCAAGAAGCACCCGAUCGUGCCUCUUGGCGCGGGCCAAGCCUAUAACUAUGGCACUGCGGGGUUCCGGAUGAAGGCCGACUUGCUUGAGGGGAUUUCCUUCCGCGUCGGUCUACUCUCCUCGCUCCGUAGCCGGAAACAGAAUGGGCAGACCAUUGGUGUCAUGAUAACGGCGAGCCACAACCCAGCUGUCGACAAUGGAGUCAAGAUCGUGGAUCCGAUGGGCGAGAUGCUCGAGCAGGACUGGGAGAAGCUCGCAACCGACCUUGUCAACAGCCCCAGUGACGAGGAGCUGGUCGAGCGGUACAACAAGAUUGCAAGCAGCUUGAGGAUCGACUUGAGAGUCCCCGCCAAGGUUAUCUACGGCCGGGAUACCCGCCCCUCGGGCCACAAGCUCGUCACUGCCCUUGCCGACGCCCUCACGGCCACGGACACGCAAUACGUCGACUACAAGAUCCUGACGACUCCCCAGCUACACUAUCUGACCCGAGCCACCAACACCGAAGGCACUCCCCUGUCGUACGGCAAGGUGAGCGAGGCCGGAUACUACGAGAAGCUUGCCGAGGCCUUUAUCAAGGCAACGAAGAACAGGAAAAUCGAGGGAAUAUUGACGGUGGAUUGUGCCAACGGAGUCGGCGGCCCGAAGCUAUCCGAAUUCCUAAAAUAUAUCCCCAAAGACAAGGUCCAGAUUAACGUGAAGGUUGUGAACGACGAUGUGCUCCGUCCCGAAGUCCUCAACUUGGACUGCGGUGCCGACUUCGUCAAGACCAGACAACGGGCUCCGCCAUCGCCGAAACCUGUGCCAGGUGCCAGAUGUUGCUCAUUCGACGGAGAUGCCGACCGGCUAAUCUACUACUGGCACGACCCCGAAUCCGGCUUUUCCAUGCUUGACGGAGACCGCAUCUCCUCUCUCGCCGCCUCCUUUAUCGGCGACCUUGUCCAGAGUGCGGGCCUCGCUGACAUCCGCAUAGGCGUGGUCCAGACUGCCUAUGCCAACGGGGCCAGCACGACCUACAUCACCGAGCACCUGGGGCUGCCAGUAAUCUGCACCCCGACCGGCGUCAAGCACCUCCACCACGUGGCGCAGGGCUUCGACAUCGGCGUGUACUUCGAGGCCAACGGCCACGGCACGGUGCUCUUCUCGCCCGACGCGAUCCGCGCCUUCAGGGAGAAGCAGCCGCAGUCACCCGCGCAGAAGGACGCACUGGACACGCUGUCGGCGCUCGCGGAGCUGAUCAACCAGACGGUCGGCGACGCGCUCUCGGACAUGCUGAUGGUGGAGGUGAUCCUGGCGCACAAGGGCUGGACGCUGCGCGACUGGGCCAUGACGUACGAGGACCUGCCGAACCGCCUCGUGCGCGUCGAGGUCGCCGACAAGAACGUCUUCCGCACCACCGACGCCGAGCGCCGCCUCAGCCACCCCGAGGGCGCCCAGGACGCCAUCGACGCCGAGGUGCGCAAGUACAAGCGCGCCCGCGCCUUCGCCCGCGCCAGCGGCACCGAGAACGCCUGCCGCGUCUACGCCGAGGCCGCCACCCGCAGCGAGGCCGGCGAGCUGGCCGACCGCGUCGCCCGCAUCGUGCAGCAGUUCGGCUCCAAGUAGGGAGGGAUGCCGGCCACGCAGCAGCAGCAGCAGCAGAGCCACCACGACCAAUACAACCAGUACAGCAGCCAGCUGUCCCUUGGGCGCCGGGGGUCAGCGCCGCCGCCGCCGCCGGGAUACUGGGAGUGAGCAGGGGCGCUAGCAGUCAGAUUGCCAUUUAAAGGAGGCGACACGGAAGGGAAGGGGGUUGUUUUCGGUACCGGAGGGAAAAAAGCGGUUUGCCCGUGCCUGGGACUCUUCCUUGGUCCAGUUCGCCGAAGACUAACGAGACAUGACCUUUUUCUUUUUUCCCCCUUUUAUGACCAAGGGGUUUUUGGAGGGAGGGA
Messenger RNA from Phialemonium atrogriseum, 2223 nucleotides. RefSeq lists its product as uncharacterized. The coding region runs from base 266 to 1897 and encodes 543 amino acids. The record is from RefSeq and is a predicted model, not a curated record. NCBI's taxonomy places the organism in Eukaryota, Fungi, Ascomycota, Sordariomycetes, Cephalothecales, Cephalothecaceae. The transcript has 2 exons. Gene Ontology annotation, molecular function: magnesium ion binding; phosphoacetylglucosamine mutase activity. Gene Ontology annotation, biological process: carbohydrate metabolic process; UDP-N-acetylglucosamine biosynthetic process.